This is a messenger RNA of Bombus terrestris (buff-tailed bumblebee), 750 nucleotides long. RefSeq lists its product as uncharacterized. NCBI's taxonomy places the organism in Eukaryota, Metazoa, Arthropoda, Insecta, Hymenoptera, Apidae. The record is from RefSeq and is a predicted model, not a curated record. The coding region runs from base 156 to 590 and encodes 144 amino acids. The transcript has 4 exons.
CGGAUGUAGACAACCACAAGCACUUGGAUAAGUCAUAUAUACCUUGAUAAGCUUUUAGUCUAGGGUGUGAAACACUUUCCUUAUUUAUAAAAAAGAGAACUGUACCAAUAAAUCGGAUUUAGAUAAUCUCACAGAUCCAGUGCAACCGAUACAAAAUGUUCCAUUCAAUUGCUGGUGUCUUCAUCGUAUCCCUGGCAAUACAAGCCAAUUUCGCAUUUAUUGAUUAUCCACGUGAAACCGUUACACUGAAACUGUCUGACAAAGAUUUGGCACAAACAAUACCGGGUUCGUAUCUUGAGCCACGUAUUGCUACAAGCCUCAAAAACCUUAAGGUAGGUGAACAUGCUGCAGGUGAAAAAAUUUUCAGUACAGUGUACACAUACGAGAACGUCUACAAUUUCAUUUUGGUUCUAACUUUGCACCUGGAUAUGAGCGGGAUUAUUCAUUAUAUAAAUGCCAGAAACGUACCCGGUAGCGAUGCGGUUAUCUGUGCCAAUGGAGAUAGCUUAGGAUCGAAGGUAGGCAGUGUGCAGAUUCGAAUUGCACCGCAGGCCACGGCCAGAGUACAUUUCACCAUUGGGACACACUAAAUGAAAAUAGUUCUAUACUUUUAUAAACAGUUUUCUGUAACGAUCUUAUACAACAACUUCCUCGAUAUUGUUAUUACGCAUGGAAAUAAUUCUAAAUAUACUAAAUACAAAUUACGUAUGUAACGUUGAAAGAAUAAACGUACUACAUGCAUCAAUUAAA